UGUGCUCCAACUCUGGCUUACCCUUCAGUGGUGCCUGAGUGUGGCCCCCGGAUUAACGUGGGUGGGCCUUUUGGCCUUGGUUUGGGCUGCCCAGCAGAUCGGGCGAGACCGUAAGGCGGUUUGGGCGAUAGAAUGGCCACUGGACCCAGGUGCCGAGAUGGCCGGUCCCUCAGUUUGAGAUGGGCGGCUCAGUCGGCCAUUCUAUCGUUGGAUUCUGCUAUUAAUUCGACCCAGGUUCGAAGGUCCGCCUCGCCCGUCAUCCACCCCGUUCCUCGCCCCGAAUUUCACCCGGUCCCAGCAUGAGCCAGUCCCCGGAUCCCAUUGACCCUAGCACGGGUCAACGGGAACCGCGGUCCCGGAAAGGGUUUUUGGCCUCAGCCUGGAGCAAGCUUAAGUUUUGGCAAGAUCGGGAUCGAUCGCCGGAAAAUGAACUAGCUUUGGAGUCGGAGGCCCAGCCCAGGUUCAUUCUGCCGUGCCGGAAACGGAAGUGGAAGAAAAAGCGGCAGAAAAUUCAAUUGAGAAAUAUGCAGAAGCGACAGACCACCUUGCAACUGAGGCAGGAUGAGUUGCUCAAAUAUCAACGACAAGUGGCUGGCUUGCAUGAUCCCAUACAUUUGAUCAUCAAGAGCAAUCCGGUUAUUUACCAUGUGGAUUAUAGCGAUAUUACCACUGUGGGCAAAAUCAAGCGGAAACGAAACCGCUCGUACGUCUACCGCUCGGAUCAUGAUUUUGUUCGACGAGAUUGGGAAAAAGCCAUGGAUCGUCAUUCGCAAAACUAUCCCGUCAUUUACAAUCGGUCAGCCAUCAAAGGCACAUCCUUUGGUGUCAAGUUAAGACCCAUUCGAGAUGGAAAGGGUUGGUUCUUCUGGCGGAAGAAGCCUGCCAAAAUCAGAGUUCAGAAAUUGCGAGUCCUGAAAGAGUUUCCCGCUCAUCCGCAUCGAUUAAGUAUCUACGAGAUCCGGAAGAAAUCCAAGUAUCCGAGUGUUGUAGUUCAACGACGGGCUGAAAGACGUCGCCAGAGGCAUUUCCAGCGAUAUCAAGAGCAACUCGAUUAUGCCCCUUUAGCUCUGCAUUACCAUCCAAUGCAUUCUCCCUCCCGAAGAUAUGGCAGCCAUUAUUAAUUGUGUGCUUUCUUCAUUCCUAUCAGUCCGGCAAAUAUAGCGUGUUCAUGAUUUA
Molecule: messenger RNA, 1176 nt
Organism: Tigriopus californicus
Lineage: Eukaryota; Metazoa; Arthropoda; Copepoda; Harpacticoida; Harpacticidae
Exons: 4
Coding region: 300-1121 (273 amino acids)
Source: RefSeq, a predicted model, not a curated record